Molecule: messenger RNA, 3102 nt
Organism: Amphibalanus amphitrite
Lineage: Eukaryota; Metazoa; Arthropoda; Thecostraca; Balanomorpha; Balanidae
Exons: 2
Coding region: 1-3102 (1033 amino acids)
Source: RefSeq, a predicted model, not a curated record
AUGAGUAACAUCCUUGACGCCAUCUCUGCCCUCAGGCUGGAGCAGGGGAGGAGGCUGGUGGGGACUCUGAGCCCCGCGGUGCAGCAGCUGGUGGAGAGGUGCGGGUCGGCGGCCCAUCUGGUCGCCGACACGCUGCUGGUGGCCACAGACCUGGUGUGGAACCACGGCCCGGGACGACAGGCGUACAUCACCGGCGAGGAGGUCGGUGACGCCGUCACUGAUCUGCUGAGCCGCCCUCUGCUGUCGGCGCUGGCGGAGGUCGGGGCCGCCGCCGCCGCCGCCCGGUGUCGUCACUGCCAGCCCCGCCAGCCGCUCCGGCUGGUCACCUGUAACAGGUCGGGGAGCUCGGCUGAGGGGCUGUCUGACGGUAUCAUCGGUAAGGGGGGCACGUCAGACUACGACAUUAUGUUGGAGUUUGACGGCCCCUUCCGCUGGGCGCCGCCGGGCGCGGAGCCGGCCGACAUCGAGCCGCGCUCUGCGCCGCAGCUGUGGGCCCGGCCGACCGACAACGCCGGCUUCGUGACGCUGCACUGGGUGCGGACGGACCGGUGCGGCCACGAGGAGCCGCUGGAGGCGCUGCCGGCCGACUCCGUCCGUCGGCUGAUGCUGGACUACUGCCGGGUCGGUAUGACUGGUGAGAUCACCCCCACCGGCCCGGCAGUCAAUGUCAAAAGGCCUGGUGAACAACACGGCGGCAUAGACCUCGUCUUCUGCCUGCUGGUGCGCGGCUGGUGGCCCGCGCCAGUCUGGCCCGACGGCGCCCCCUGGGACACCAGUUUCGGGGUCCACCUGGUGCCCACCGGCCGGCCGGGCAGUAAGACGGAGUUCAUUGAGUACCGCAUCUCGCUGUCUCGGGCGGAGCUGCUGGCCGUCCGUCAGCUCUGCCCGGGGCUGCGGGCUGCGGUUACAGCCCUAAAGGCCAUCAAAAACAUGCUGAAGGAGAGCGGGGUAGCCAUCGGCGACUUAAAGUCGUACUUCAUGAAGACGGCGGCGCUCUGGGUGGCCCAGGAGCCGCACGGUGGACCGCGGACGGGCGUCACGGACGGCGUCCACCGGCUCCUGGACUGGCUGGAGCGGCGCCUCGAUGACGGAGUGCUGCCCUGCUUCUUCUACCCGGCCAUUAUCGUGGCGGCGGAGCUGACCGCGGACCAGCGGCAGGCCAUCAUCGGCUCCCUCCGGCUGGUGAGGGAGCACCUGACACCCCUCCUGAUGGCCUGCUGUGAGAAGCGGUUAGACCUGGACAUCCUGCUGGAGGGGCGGCCGACGGAGCCGCUCUCAGAGCGCCAGCUGCGGCUCCGUCUCGGACGGACGCUCCUCCGGUCGGCAGUGUUGGCCGGUAUCAGGUUCCGCCCCACGGCUCCCUGCUGGGAGAGCUGGUGGAGUGCCGCCAUCCCCCACCUGGCCCGCGCGGCCCCCAGCCUGCUCCAGUGGUACCACUACAGUCGCUCGGGGACACACCGCCAGCAGUGUCUCCUGCUCAUGGCCUGGAGCGUGGUGGACCCGGCGGACCUGGCGGACGGCGAGCCGAUGACGUCACCGGUCGGUGACGUCACCGUCACGCUCGAUGUGACGCCGCUCACCCGGCUCCUCACCGACUCCGACCUGGUGUACCUGCUGGGCGAGCCGGCCGCGGUGGCCGCCUGGUGUCGCCGGGAGCGGCCGGCCGGCCUGACCGCCGAGCCGGACACGCCGCGGGGCCGGGCCGAGCUGCUGCUGCGGCCCGAGCUGCUGCUGCGGGCCCUCGGUGAGGCCGUGCCGUGGGCGAUGGACGUGUGGCGAGAGACGGACCGGGAGAUGAAGGAGGCCUGGGAGGGGAACUUCCGACCACCGGCCACCUACCAGCGGUGCCGGGAGGUGUUGGAGCGGGCCCUCAGCUGUGACCUGCAGCACAGGCUCCGUGUCGAUCUACCAGAGAUGGACGGCCCGACGGUGGUCGCCACGGCCGGCCUCUGGCGCCGGCGGACGCAGCAGCUGCUGUCCGGUGACCGGCUACGCGCGGCCUACGACGCGGCCGUCGGCCGGUGGCCGGACCGGUGGCAGCUGCUGCAGCAUUACCUGGCGGAGGACGACACACAAGACUCGCCGCAGAGUGACCGCGACGGAGGGGUCGAAGACGAGGAGCAGCACUGCGAUGAGGAGGAGCAGCCAUCAGAGGAUGCUCCUCACCCACACGGGCAGAGGUGGCGGCAGAUUGAACAGCAACAUCAGCAGCGGUGGAAGGAGCUGGAACUACAACAUCAGCAGCUAUGGCAGGAGCUGGAGGAUCCAGGUCACGAAGAAAGAGUGAGGAUGGACAAAGAGCAUGAAGAGGAGCGUCGGCAUCUGGAGCAGAAACACGGUACGGAGUGGCAGAACCUGGCCGAACGUCACUAUGAUGAGCGCAUUGAGCUUCAUCAGCAGCACAGGGGGCACACCAGAUGCAUCAACAUGCCGACUGAGGACCAAAUAAGGCAGCUGGACCUCUCCCACCAGAAGCAAUGGGAAAGUCUCCUACAGACCUUGCAGCACCAGUGGCAAGAGCUAGAGCUCAGACAUCAAAGAGAGUCACGAGAGCUGGAGGAGAGGCUCCCGAGCGUCCGGUCGGGGGAGUUGGAUCGGCUGACGGAGGAGUGCAGCAGGAGACGUCAUCAGCUGAGACAGAAGUUAGAGAAACAGCUUCAGGAGCAGGAACACGACCAUCAGCGGCAGAGCCUGCUGGCGCGUCAAAAGGAGGAGCGUGAACAGCUCCUUCGGCAGCACGAGGAGGACUCUCGAGGUGUGAACGUGCCGACCGAGGGACAGCCGCAGCCGCAGAGAUCGGUGACCAAAGGACAGCGGAAAGCGCAGGCUCGGAGACAGCGGAGACAGCGAGCAGUUCUGGAGCAGCAGCAUGCCGCACAGUGGGCGGGCCUGGGGCGGAAACUCCGAACACAGCGGAACAAAAUGGAGCGCAGACACCAACAGGAGUCACAAGAACUGGAGCAGAGAUUCCGGACCGUUCGGUCAGAGGAGGAGUUGGAUCGGCCGCUGGAGGAGUGCAGCAGCAGAUGUCACGAGCUGCAGGUGGAGCUGCAGAAGGAGCUGGAGGAGCUACAAAAGCAGCUUGAAGAUGGUAAGCAAUGA